This is a messenger RNA of Thunnus maccoyii (southern bluefin tuna), 6419 nucleotides long. RefSeq names its product dispatched homolog 2 (Drosophila) (gene disp2). The record is from RefSeq and is a predicted model, not a curated record. The transcript is spliced from 10 exons. The coding region runs from base 151 to 4629 and encodes 1492 amino acids. NCBI's taxonomy places the organism in Eukaryota, Metazoa, Chordata, Actinopteri, Scombriformes, Scombridae.
UGUAGUAGCAGAAACAAGCCCGUACCUCUGAUCCUCGUGGACUCAGUCUGGGCAGAUGGGGACUGUUUAUCUAACCCAGUCCAAAAUUACAAGACAUUUGUAAUUGCCUUUUUUUUCUUGCUUCAUUUUUUAAGGCCGAGUCAGAGGGAGAUGGAUGCUUGCUCGACAAUAGGAGAAAGCACGGAUGCGAUUGUGAUGGAUGAUUCUCCUACAAAUGAAAGGGGAAUUCAAGAGGCUUGCCAAAGCGAGAUCCCGGCGGUCUCUCUGUGCCCUCCCGACAGUGUGUGUGCUGCUGAGGCCCAUUUGACAGUCAUCCAGACUGAAGGGGAGCUAUGUGACAGCUGCAGCAGCCUUGGCAGACCCUCUUCCUCCUGUCAGCUUUAUCACCAAGUUCCCCAGGGUCCUCGUGCCGGGGCCUACGAUUCGCUACAGCCCCGGAAAUGUCCCCAUUGCAGCCAUCAGGAGCCAAUUAAACCAAACACCUGCCAGGACUGUCAUUCAAACACAACAGGGCCUCAUGCUGAAGGAGUUGUAGUGGUCAAAAUGGGACACAGUUGUAGUUCUGCACAUCAAUCACGUCACAGUGCUGUGAGAUGUCACUGGCUGCACGGUUCAAACGAAGGCAGGACACAAAAACCGACGCAGCGACACGUGGUGGCAGUCAGGGAUGGAGGAUUCUACUGCAUCCUUAGAAAUUAUUCCCAGGUGAUAGUGGAUUACCCUUUAGCAGUGCUCAUUGGUUGCGCUGUGCUGCUUCUGGGUUGCUCACUGGCUGGCCUCUUCAUUGGUCCAUUGCCAGACUUCUCUGACCCGCUGCUGGGCUUUGAGCCACGGGGAACAUACAUUGGAGUCCGCCAGUCCAGCUUGUCUGAGCUGCUGGAGAACACUGGCCCGGGGAAAAUUUUGUCUCCUUUACCACAGCAGCUCAGUAAAAGUUUCGGGGCUGCUGUCAGUAGAGAUGGCAGCGGCAGCCAGGACGCCUCCAGACUUCGGAAAAAGAGGAUGCUGGCCAGGGACUCAUCUCCAGAUACCUUCCUCUGCGACGCUCCUGGCGAGCAUUUGUCCCAGCUGGUGUUUCGUUCAGAAAACUCAGCCAGUCUCUGGAGCCUGAAGGCCAUCCAUGCCAUGUGUGAGAUGGAGCAAUCCAGGAUACGCUCCCAGGCCCAGUUCCAGGACCUGUGCCAGCAGCAUGUGAGGGUGGAGGCAGAGGGAACGUCCAGAAGCGGCUGCUGCCCCAGCUGGUCCCUGGGCAAUUACUUGGCUGUCCUCACUAAUGCCUCCUGCUGCCUCAGUCUAACCUCCCACCAGGUCUCUGAAUCUCUAAACCUUCUCCGGAAGUGUGCUCUGUACUAUCAUGAGGGACAUCUGGUUGAGGCUUGUGUUGAGAGACCUAAACAUGGCAGCUGCUCCUCUGUCCCGUCCCGCUGCAAACAAUCCCGCGUGGUGUUCCAAAUCCUACACUUCCUGGUUGAUAAAGACUUCCUUGGGCCGCAGACUGUUGAAUACCAAAUCCCAACGCUGAAGUACAGCCUUCUGUUCUUACCCGUGGACAAAGGAGAACACAUGAUGGAGAUAUACAUGAACACUCUUGAAGGCAGGGACCUGACGUACAACAACACGACUAUCACUGGCAUGGACUUUGGCAUCAAGCAGACACUCUUCAAGUAUUACCUGGCAAGAGAUUCAGUAUACCCUAUCCUAGCUGUUGUUUCCCUUCUUUUCACCAUGGCUCUGUAUCUCCACUCUCUCUUCAUAGUAGCAUUAUCUGUGAUAGCAAUCGCAGGCUCCCUCCUUACCUCCUAUUUUCUCUACAAAGUAGCAUUUCAGCUGACGUUCUUCCCCCUGGUCAACCUCUCCGCAGCUCUUAUUCUCUUGGGAAGUUGCUCCAAUCAGGUUUUCAUCUUUGCUGAUUUCUGGAAUCUGCAGCUAUCUCAGAACCCCAUGGCUUCCCUGGAGAAGAGAGUAAACAGAGCUUUGCAAGAAGUUGGGUAUUUGAUUUUAGCAUCAGGAUUAACCUCUAGCGCAGCAUUUUUCUCUGGCUAUCUCAGCAGCAUUACAGCAAUCAGAUGUUUUUCUGUUUACCUCGGAACUUCCUCUUUCAUCAGUUCACUUUUAGCGUUAGUGUGGCUGCCGUGCUCUUUCAUUCUGCGUGAGCGCUACACAGAAGCAUCCUCUGCAUCUGUAGCAGUGCAGGGAUGGAAACCAUGCUGUUCCAAAAACACUGGUGGCUUCUGGGAUACAAGCUCACGCAAGCGAUGCCUCUUCACUCUCGGGCAGAAGCUGAGAGAAUUGAAACGAGGUUUCGCUGACACCUCCAAUUUGUUAUUUCUCAAAAUCCUGCCUUGCGGAGUGGUGAAGUUUAGAUACAUAUGGGUGUGCUGGUUUGCAGUGCUUGCUGCUGGUGGUACGUACAUGUCUUGCAUUGACCCAGGUAUGAAACUGCCCACCCUUGACAGCAAGGUCACCCAGCUUUUCCGCUCCAGUCACCCGUUUGAGAGAUACGACGCAGAGUAUCGCCACAUGUUUAUGUUUGAGAGACAGAGGAAUGGAGAGGACAAGCCUGUGAGGUUAAUGCUUGUUUGGGGCGUCAAACCAACUGAUAACGGGGAUCACUUUAACCCAAGAAGCAACGGCUCUUUGGUUCUUGACCCAGACUUUAACAUGAGCCGACCAGACGCGCAGGUUUGGUUGAGGGACCUAUGUGUACGGGUUCAGAACCAAAGCUUCUAUGCUGCGCCAUCACCAGAGGAUAAAGAUGCAACCACAGACCAUAUCUGCCUUGUGGAGCAGCUUAUACAUUGGGUAUCUGUCAGAAGGUGCUCAGAGAGUGAUGAUGCCCUUCAUUUCUGCUGUAAUGACAUCCCUUUCCCCUACCCUCCCAGCGUUUUUGAGAACUGCCUCAGUAUGAUGCUGGCAGAGAGGUACGCUGAGGGCCAUCUGGCCCACAGUGGAGGUCUGUACUUCCAGCCAGAUGGCAAGGUCGCUGCCCUCGUGUUGGCAUUCAAAACCACAUACCUCUACAGCUUCAACUUUAGUAGAACCAGUCUUUUCUACAGAGAUAUCCUGACGUGGUUUAACAGAGAAAUAUCAGGGGCACCACAAGGGCUGGAGAAUGGCUGGUUCAUAAGUCAGCUGUCUCUUUUUGACCUACAGCAGUCUUUAAGCUCAGAGACUCUGGUGGUAGCUGGCUUCUCAGUGGCCCUCACAUUUGCUUUGCUUCUCUUAACCACAUGGAAUAUUCCAUUGAGUAUAUAUGGGACUGUGGCUGUAGGAGGCAGUGUGUUUGUCACGGUCGGCCUCCUGGUUCUUCUUGAAUGGCAGCUGAGUGGCAUUGAGGCUCUGUUUAUAUCAUCGGCAGCAGGGUUGUCUGUUGAUUUUAUUGCUAAUUACUGCAUAUCCUACAGCUCCGCUCCUCAUUCAGACAAAAUUGGGAAAGUAGCACACUCCACUAAAAGGAUGGGAUGUCCUGUAGCAAUAGUCUCUGGUGCAUUUUUCAGCAUGGGGAUCAUCAUGUUGCCUGCCACAGUCCUGCUAUUCAGAAAACUUGGGAUUUUCCUGUUUUUGGUGAAAUGCGUAGCAUGUGGAUUUGCAACCUUCUUUUUUCAGUCCCUGUGCUGCUUUUUUGGACCCCAGAAAAACUGUGGAAAGAUCACGCUGCCAUGCUUUUCAGACCAGACCGACAGUGUGCUGUCAUCAAGCUCAGCAGCAGCAGAACCUUGUUCCUCAUCUGCCUCAGCUGCUAAUGGGGCCUUUGGCAGAUCUAGAGUGAGGAGGAGUUAUGACAAAGACGCAGGUGGCUAUCUGUACCCCAACCACCAGCGUCAGCAGAGGCAGAAACAGAGUGGAGCGGGAGGAGGAGGGGGCAGAGGGCAGGAGCAGUACGAGCUGCAGCCGCUGGCCUACCGGCUGAGUGACAGCUUUGAAAACAGCACCUGCACCAGUAAGCUGUCCAACCGGCCCUCUGUGCUCUCUGAUGAGAUUGAGUACUCUGGGAGAGAUGUGGAUGGGGACAGUGAGGAGAUGCAAAGUCGUCAACAUAAGAUCAGCCAACCGCCUCCAGCUCUCCAGACCUCAUCUCCUUACAAAGAGAACACUCUGCGACCUGCAGGUCUAGCACAAGAGGACCUAACUAAGGACAGGCUGCUGUGUAAAACUUGCCGAAGUCAGUGUGGUGGGGUGAAACACUGGAGCAAUACAUCUUUCUCCUCAUCUUCUAGCAUAGAGGAGACUAUAAUCAGCCACACACUUGAGACCAUCGACCAGCCAUCCCUCUGCAAAGAGGAACAAACCACAGAUGAGCUCCAUCACCAUCAUCACUAUCACCUCUCCUCCCAGUCUCAGAGCUCCUGCGAGGGUCUGGAGGACUCCAACGAAACGUGCCUGAGUGACAUCGAACCAGGGCCUUCAAAUACACAGCAAAAUGAAGAAGAAGGGGAAGUUCAUUUACAACCAGGACACCUAAAUGGGAAAAGAGACACGCUUCGUCUCUCAUUGAAAGAAACAGUUUAUGAGACUUGUGGUAAGGGCCGCAGCAGCCAGAGUGAAGAAGUCGUUAUUUUACCCAACAGUAAGCCAGACUUGCCGGACGUUUGGAUAAAGAGAGACGGACAACGGGAGGAUACAUGUUGAGCAAAGCUGGAGGAAUCUUUUUCAACACUGUGCAUUUAUUGCUCUGAAUAUAUGAAGAGGAAUCACUGUACUUACACAAGCAUAUAGGAUUUACAAAGGGAGCACAAUGCUGUUCCUUUUGUAUAAUACUAAAGGGAAAUAUAAGCCAACUGCAAAUUUAACAUGUGACAGCAUGUUUGUCUAGUGUUGCUGCUAAGGUUGUUACCGUUUCUGUUCAGAGCAUGAAAGUUAAAUUGUUCAGCAAAAGGUCAAAUCAAAGCAUGAUUUGUUCAUCCCGGCAUUUUCAGAAGAAGACAGUAAAAGAUUAAGCUUUCCUUUCAGCUCUAACCUUGCACCAGUAUCACACUUGAAGAAACUAAAGCUACAGUAUGUGGUCAACAAAAGAAUUAUCAAGUACUGCACCUGCUGCCUGCUGUUGCAGAAUUUACUUCGUGCCUGGAACUUUCUAACAUCUGCACAGACUGGGUUACAACAAAUACAAUGCCACCAGCAUCCAACCGCUGGCCUUUCUCCGUGCUCGAACUUAUCUUAACAAGCCAUAUUACAUUCAAGGACUUGACUGAAAACAUGUUAAAAGAUAAAUGUGAGAAAUACAGAGAAAGUGCUGCAUUGUAUGUGCCUGCAUACAGAAUUACAUACAGUAUGUUAGCCAGAACCAGUCAUUAUCACGUCAACUGUGACUUGACUAUAGCCAAGAUCCUACAGUUGGGUUUGUGAUGAUAAUGUGUACAGUAUGUCCUCUGUGACCAUGAUGUAGAAAAUCAGAAACCUGCGGUUUGCGAUGUGUUGUUUGUAGUGUCAUGGCUUGUUUGCAUUUACUGUUUCGCUGUCAAAUUGAAAAAGUCAUGCUGUUUAUUCCAGUGUCAGUGCCCACAAAUGUCAUGUUUACUUAAAAAGGCAAAAAAGGGUUUUAAUACAGAUAGAACACUAUAUGUGGGUUUAUACAAUUUUGGUGAGUUGGUGCGUACUGUCCCAGGAUCUGUCAAUUGGCUGUGUAUACCUUUGCCUUUAGUGAGCAGCAGUGAGCUCUAAUUGAGAUUACUAAAGCAGUAGUUUUACCAUCACAUGCUUUGACUUGUACAUAAACCUUGUUGCAGCACUCUUAAGAGAAACUCCAACUGGCAGAUAUCUAAAGGAACAGAAAGCCUUUUAACACCCCCUCCCUCCCCUACUGUCAGCUGAUUCUACAUGUCUCAUUACCACUCAAAUAAUGGUACAGAAGACAUGUGAAGCAUGUGCCAAACUUCUUUCAACAGAUUGUUUCGAACGCUGAAACAGCUGUAUCUGUGUGUUUUUGUGCCAAGGAUGUGUCCUUUACAAAAGUAAAAUAAGGUAUGUGUUUAUAGUCUUAUAUAUUAUAUUAAGUAUGGAAUAAAGAGGUGUCAGAGGUCCAGAGAAGGUGGUUUAACACAAAGACCUUAACAAGAAGAGUCAAAUGUGCCUAUGAGCAGGGUUGUUUCUCAUUGUAAGACGUGUUUGCUUUUGACAUCUUGACUGUAUAAUCACAAUUCUUCAAUGAGCCUUCACUACAAAUCACUCAGCAGAAUGACCUGCCUUGGAGGUGAAUUAUACCAAUCACAGGCUUUCUAUGAACAAAAUAAGUAAAAAGGUCACCACCCACUCUUAUUUACAGGUGUCAAUGUUGUAAUUUUUCACAAAACUGGAAUAAAAUAAAACAUUUAUUUUCCUGCAGACUGGUUUUUAAUUCAUUUUACAUCUUGGUUGGAGUGCCAGACAGAUUUCAAGCUACACAUACACUGAGAGCAGACUUUACAGUGAAGGACACAUCU